Moneuplotes crassus is the source of this 910-nucleotide messenger RNA. The record is from the annotation of a GenBank genome assembly. Lineage: Eukaryota; Ciliophora; Spirotrichea; Euplotida; Euplotidae.
CUCUAACCCUGAUCCAAACAGACACCCAAAGAUCGAUCUAAUGCUAUACGAAUGUAACCACUCAUUUAUCUCAACACUCACUAAAAACCUGGACUUUCUCACCCAAAACAUCGACUUAAAAUCCACCUUAUCAUCCCUUCCCACUCCUCCACCCCACCCCCUGCCAGGCCACUACACCACCAUCACCCAAACCCUCCUCCUCUUGAGACUCACCCACUUCCAGACCUCCCUAUUCCCCCAAAUUCCCCACCCCACCUCUCCCUCCCAGACUCUCUCAAAACUAAUCCACACCUUAAAACUCCUGUCCCCUUUUCACCUCCUCUCCCUCCUUCAGACCAGCCCUGACCAGUCCUGCCUCCUCCACCUCUUCAGUUCCGACUACUCGUACUUUCAAAUAAUCAGAGAUCAUGCUCCAUUGAUUUACACUAGUCAUUUAGGGAAUAUAUGUGAUGAACAGAAGGAAAUUGACGCAGAAGGAAUUUUGAAUAGGUUGAAAUUUAUGAAAGUUUUGGAUUCAAAGGAAAUAGGGGUUUGUUUUGUAGCUGUUUUGAGUUCAGUGCAAGCGGGGUUUGUGAUGCAGGAGAGAUAUGAGACUGAAGCGAAGUUGGUCGAGGAUUAUGUGCUACAAAGGUGAUCAGAGAUCAUUGAAAAUGACAAAGAAGAGUCAAUUAUAUUCUUUGACCAAGACUCAAAUCUUUUAAAAGAUAUAAUGCUUGCACUGGGAAACAAAAGCUUAGCUAAGAAGUUUGAAAAGAGAUUUUGUUCUAGUGACCAAACUGUGUUCUUUGAUAAUCUCAAAGUUACAGAUGAUGAGCAAAUAUCAGAAGAUUCUAGCUCACAAGACCCUACACCAAACUUUCUUUCUCCUGAGGAGCAAGCCUUGAUAUGGAGAAAUCUUCAGAUAAAAUAG